UGUCUUCCUAUAACCCAACACACCACCACCACCACCAUCACUGCACUGGCCCCCACGACAAAACGUUGUUGUAGCUGAGCCAGUCUGCACCGACACCGACACACACGGGACAACCGACCAGAGCAAGCACGCACACGCACGUACACACACACGCACACGCACGCACACGGGAGGAAACCUUUUGUUGUUCGACCUAGUGGCAUUGAUUUGCAUAUCCACUUCCACUCCUUCCUCAUUUGCAUACAGCAAGAAUGGCGAGCGGGCAUCCCACAGACAAAUUCAGUUUCAUGUAUCAACCAGACACGCACAAGAGUAAGAACAGGUUAUCUUCAGCCAUGAAUCCAGUCUACAGCCCUGUUCAGCCUGGCACCCCAUAUGGAAACCCAAAGAACAUGGCCUUCACAGGCUAUCCAGGGGGUUAUCCUGCCACGGCUCCUACUUAUACACCCAACCUCUAUCAAACAGGCAGUCCUGGGUAUCCACCAGGAUAUACUGCAGCAGGCACUCCAUACAAAGUGCCCCCUACUCAGUCAAAUGGAGCCCCUCCUCCCUACACCCCUACUCCGACCCCAUACCCAACAGCUAUGUACCCCAUCCGCAGUGCCUACCCUCAGCAGAACAUAUACGCACAGGUAAGGGGAGCGUACUAUACCCAACCAGUCUAUGCGGCCCAGCCACACGUGAUCCAUCACACCACCGUGGUUCAGCCCAACAGCAUCCCCUCCACAGCCCUGUACCCGGCCCCCGUCCCUGUACCUGCUCCACGCAACAACGGAAUGGCUGCCAUGGGGAUGGUAGCCGGGACAACCAUGGCCAUGAGUGCAGGGACCCUGCUGACAACGCCCCAGCACGCCCAGAUCGGAGGACACCCAGUUACUGUGCCAACCUACAGGCCCCAAGGGACACCUGGGUACAGCUACGUACCGCCUCACUGGUAGAGCCCACCCAUCAUAUCUGGAGUCCACCAUCGUAUGCAACUGCUCAAAUCUUACACGGGCUCCCUAUGGUAACCAUGGGAACUCGGCACCUGUCUGCAAGAACAAAACUAAAGUGCAACAGCCACUUUACCAUUAUUGUUAUUGUUAUUAUGCGACAUUCUCUAACGUUUUUACAAAAGCUGCUUUUGUUUUUAUUUUUUUUCUCUGUUCAUUUGCCAACCAGUCAUUACUUUAUUUUUUUACGGUUGUUAUUUUCUUUUUUCUUUUUUUAAAGGAUUUUUUUUUUUUUUUUUUUUCUUUCCUCAUUUUCUUUUGCUGUGUCUGUCAUCGGAUCUCCAGAAGGACUCUUGACCAAUCACGGGUGUCGGUCGCUCCUGUUUGUGUUGUGCUGGUGUGUGUGGUCCUGCCUGCUGCUCAGUUGGCUGGGAAAUAUCGGGCACUUAUUCCUCAUUAUCAUCUCCAUCAGUCACUACAAAGACUUAUUGACUUAUGCUGCCAAAUUUUCUAACGAGUAGAUAUCAGCACAGGGUUUUAACACAAUUAGGAUUUUUUUUUUUUUUCAUUUCUUUUGCAGGUUAUUUAAUUUUUUUAAUAUUCUUUCUUUUUUUUUCCACACUCAGUUGAAUGACCUUUGCUUUUUUUUUUAUCCUGUAGACUUUCUCCUUACUUUUGUUCCUCU
This is a messenger RNA of Scomber japonicus (chub mackerel), 1617 nucleotides long. It is a transcript of the gene fam168a, whose product is annotated as family with sequence similarity 168 member A. The transcript is spliced from 8 exons. Lineage: Eukaryota; Metazoa; Chordata; Actinopteri; Scombriformes; Scombridae. Gene Ontology annotation, biological process: positive regulation of base-excision repair. The coding region runs from base 252 to 938 and encodes 228 amino acids. The record is from RefSeq and is a predicted model, not a curated record.